This is a messenger RNA of Brassica rapa (field mustard), 2470 nucleotides long. RefSeq lists its product as uncharacterized. The record is from RefSeq and is a predicted model, not a curated record. Lineage: Eukaryota; Viridiplantae; Streptophyta; Magnoliopsida; Brassicales; Brassicaceae.
AUGAAAUUACUUUACUCAUAUGGUAUCAGAGCGAUCUGAUUUCGUUCUCUAACAACCUUCCGCGAUAUUCAUCUCUGUUCACUCACGUUCAUCGGAUUCUCGCCGGAUUCUCGCCGGAUUCUCACCGGAUUCUCAUCGGAUUCUUCCGAUCGUUUGUCGUCACCUUCCUCGAGUCGUCAGUUCCCUCACAUCCCUGUGCAAUCUCGGCUCAUUUCAGAUUGUCCUUGAUAAUCGGAGUUCGAGAUCGACAUCAAUGGGGAAACGUAACUGCAAAUCGAGAUACCGUCGUCCUUCGCCAGAUCUCCCUGAGUUUGGCUCUCAAUCUUCACCGUUGCGUCGCGAUGAUCCUUCUGGCUCUAAUCCAGCUCGUGCCGUCAACGAAUCUCAAGAUCGAACUGUUCGAUCUGGUACUUCACCUUCACUAGCUCGGUUCGAGGUAUCUGAUUCACCUGAUAAUAUUCAUUCGCCUUAUCACCUCUUGAAUUCCGAUCAUCCUGGUUUAGUUCUAGCUGCGGAACCUCUUGAUGGUAGUAACUAUGGCGUUUGGAUUAUUGCGAUGACUACUAGUCUUGAGGCUAAGAACAAGUUAGGGUUUGUUGAUGGAUCUAUCGCUAAACCUUCUGAGGAUGAUGCAUAUUUCAAGAUUUGGUGUCGAUGUAACAGCAUGAUCAAGUCUUGGCUGUUGAAUAGCGUCACCAAACAGAUCUAUACGAGUAUCUUGUACUUCAAGAACGCAUCAGACAUUUGGACGGAUCUUCAUACGCGCUAUCACAAAUCCAAUCUCCCAAGACUCUACAAGCUUCGUCAUCAGCUUCAUUCCUUCAAGCAAGGAAGUAUGGAUCUCUCCUCAUAUCACACGAAGACUCAGUCAUUGUGGGAGGAACUAUCAAGUCUUCAGGUUGCUAAUCAUACUGUUGCAGAUCUUUUGGCAGAGAGGGAAACUAAUCGCAUUAUCGACUUUCUCAUGGGACUUAAUGACAAUUAUGAGAACAUCAGAAGUCGUAUUCUCAUGAAGAAGGUCCUUCCAAGUUUCUCUGAAGUCUUCAACCUUUUGGAUCAAGAGGACAGUCAUCGUGCUGCUCACUCUCAGACUUCAUCCCUCUUGGAACCUCCCUCAGCUUUUCAAGUUUCUCAGCCUGCUGAUUCAUCUGUCAAUAAACCUCCGCAACAUUCUGCUGGUUAUCAAAGGAAAGACAGACCGUAUUGUACAUUCUGCCAUCGUCCUGGUCAUGUGGUUGAUCGCUGUUACAAGAAACAUGGUUAUCCCAAUAGUAUGAAACCUUCUCCCAAAUCUGAUCAGAUGGUUUCUGCCUUGACAGCCAAUGUUACAGCUAUCGACUCUCUUCAACAUGAUUCUCACAGUGCAGAUGAUCUGUCUCCUAUUCAGAUUCAGCAACUGGUUUCUUUUCUCAGCACCAAGCUUCAGACUUCAACGGCUAAUCCCACACCAGAAGUUCAUUUGGUCUCAGCUUCCAUCCCUUCUUCUUCAACCAUUUGCCCAAUAUCCGGAUCAUACUCGGGGAUUAAUGAUUGGAAUGGGUAGAGAAGUGGCCAACCUAUACUUUCUGGAUAUCGAGUCUUUAACUUCUUCAGGUAUUUUACCAAAUAUUACUGUUGCUGCAGUUUCUAGUAUCGCCUUAUGGCAUAAGAGAUUGGGUCAUCCCUCCUUGUCCAAACUUGAGUCUAUGCAUUCUGUUCUAGAUAUUCCUAAACACCAAAGUAAAAGUGAUCCUCAUUGUAAAGUUUGUCAUUUAUCAAAACAAAAACAUCUUCCUUUUAUCUCUCAUAAUAACCUCAGUUCACAACCGUUUGAUUUAGUUCACAUUGAUACUUGGGGUCCCUUUUCCACAACUACUCAUGAUGGUUUUAGAUACUUCUUGACCAUUGUUGAUGAUUGUUCUCGAGCCACUUGGGUUUAUCUCCUUAAGAACAAAUCUGAUGUCCUUACUAUUUUCCCCGGGUUCAUAGCCAUGAUAGAAACUCAGUUUGAUAGGAAGCUUAAGGGGGUUAGAUCUGACAAUGCUCCAGAACUCAAAUUCACAUCUCUUUUUCAAUCUAAAGGCAUUGCCUCUUUUCAUUCUUGUCCCGAGACCCCGCAACAAAAUUCAGUUGUGGAACGCAAGCAUCAGCACAUACUCAAUGUUGCUCGAGCUCUUUUAUUUCAAUCUCAUAUUCCUCUUCCUUACUGGGGUGACUGCAUUCUCACUGCAGUUCACUUGAUCAACCGUCUUCCUUCUCCUCUUCUUAAAAACCGUAGCCCUUUUGAAGUCUUAACUCACAAAUUGCCAGAUUAUGAUCAAUUAAAAUCUUUUGGGUGUCUUUGUUAUGCUUCCACAUCUUCUCAAGGCAGACUAAAAUUCGAUCCCAGAGCGCGUGCUUGUGUUCUUCUUGGUUACCCCUCGGGAACAAAAGGCUAUAAACUUCUUGAUCUUGAAACUAACUCUAUUGUUGUUUCUCGUCAUGUAGUCUU